AUGGAUGCCCCACCCACCGUACAGCCAGGGGAUGUCUCGUCGAGCUAUAAGGACCUCCCUUUGUUCACACCACAUUCUGCUAAGGCUUCCUGGCUUGCCUAUGGAGACUGUGCCCUGUUCAUGGUCAUAGUUAUCGUAACAGCAAGGCAGUUGAUUCAACAGAAACGUGAGGAGAGGCGUGGUGGAGAUGCUGCCCCGGCAGUGUCGCUCACUGGUAGCCGUACUCGUAAGCUCUUCCUUAUUGGCUUAUGCCUGUCCAACCUAGCCAGAGCAGUGAGUAUGAUCAUUGAUGCUGUCGUCCACACUGAGGUUAGGGAGCACGUAUGGGAGCAUUCUGUCCAGGGUUGGACCAACUACUUCCUCAUGGUCUUCCCAUCCUUGCUAUUCCUAUCCACCUAUAGCAUCGUUAUACUAUUCUGGGCUCAAAUACAAGUAUCAAGUCAGUUGAAAGAUCGAUCGCGAAGGCAGCGCUCAGUUGUUGGGGUCUCCACGACCGAGGCAAGCAAGAACCGAGCGGUUCUCAAUCGGGUAUACUGUAUCACGGAGUGGAUACCAUCGCUGCUCAUUGUUAUAGUAUUCUGGCCAGCUACACGACCUUCGAAUCGGGCUGGAGGGGAUGGCCAAAGGUCGGACUACGGCGACCAAUCCUCGAGUUAUGAUUCUCUCGUAUCACCUCUGCUGGGGCCCCAUCAAGGGGAGUCCAAUCAAGACAUAGAAGCUAAUAGAAAGCAGGCCAGGACGGAACAGGAGGAUGCCAGGUAUCUCAUCAACUUUGUAUUUGAUACACCAUCUAGAAGUGUCGAGCCUUUAGAUAACGAUGCACUGAAGAAAGUCGUACCCAAGCUACCUCAUGCUAAUCCAGUGGGCCCUACCAAGCCCGUCACUGACGUGCCGCCACCCGGGGGGUCCGAGCAGACUAAAGCUACAAAUGGACGUAAGGGACGAUCCUGGAGCCAUCAGCUACGAGACGUUUGGACUGGGCAUAAGGAACAACCUGGAGCUCGGAAGGGGAAGAAAUGA
Molecule: messenger RNA, 1020 nt
Organism: Perkinsus marinus ATCC 50983
Lineage: Eukaryota; Perkinsozoa; Perkinsida; Perkinsidae
Exons: 8
Coding region: 1-1020 (339 amino acids)
Source: RefSeq, a predicted model, not a curated record